Molecule: messenger RNA, 4840 nt
Organism: Thermothielavioides terrestris NRRL 8126
Lineage: Eukaryota; Fungi; Ascomycota; Sordariomycetes; Sordariales; Chaetomiaceae
Exons: 4
Coding region: 137-4573 (1478 amino acids)
Biological process (GO): transmembrane transport
Cellular component (GO): membrane
Molecular function (GO): ATP binding; ATP hydrolysis activity; ABC-type transporter activity
Source: RefSeq, a predicted model, not a curated record
GUUUGUUUUCCCACUCAAACUCCAUAUCCUUUCACAGCUGGAGAAGCAGUCCUCCCACCCGCUUGCUGUCGCCGAUAUCCGAGAGACACACUGGCCACCUCUACAUCGCUGCGGUACUCCCCAGGAGAUCAGCAAAAUGGAUGCCGGGUUGGAGCAGGUGGACCUCAAAGAGCCUGCUACCCACGAGGUCACCGUUUCUUCGCAAUCUCGGCCAACCACCUCCUCGACCGCCCGGAACGCCGAAGAUCUGAGCGAAGAGGCCCGGCGCAACAACCCGAAUGGCUCGACUCGCCCGACUGGGGUCUCUGUCCGCCAGGCGACGGCCGAUUUCGCCGAGCUGCAGCGCGAGCUAUCCCGCAUAUCGCGUGCUAGCCAGCCACGCAGCCAUGGAGAGGACAGGAAGAGCCAGCUCGAGGGCGGAUUCCCCGCGUCCGAGGAGACCUUUGAGCAAUUCGAUCUGGAAGCAGUCCUGCGAGGCGACCUGGCCGCCGAGAGGGAGGCGGGGAUUCGGCCGAAGCACAUCGGGGUCUACUGGGACGGUCUCACGGUCAAGGGAAUAGGCGGACAGACGAACUAUGUCAAGACUUUUCCUGAUGCUUUCAUCGACUUCUUCGAUGUCAUUACUCCUAUUCGACAAAUGCUAGGCUUUGGGAAGAAAGGAGUCGAGGUCACGCUCCUGGACAACUUUAGGGGUGUCUGCAAACCGGGCGAGAUGAUUCUCGUGUUGGGCAAGCCCGGCUCUGGCUGCACUACUUUCCUCAAGACCAUCGCGAACCAGCGGUACGGAUACACCGCAGUAACUGGCGAGGUACUGUACGGCCCGUUCACCGACAAGGAGUUCCUGCAGUACCGGGGUGAGGCCUUGUACAACGACGAGGACGAUAUCCACCACCCGACUCUCACCGUCGAGCAGACUCUCGGAUUUGCGCUCGAUGUCAAGAUGCCGGGCAAGCUCCCUGCCGGCCUCACCAGACAGCAGUUCAAGGAGAAGGUCGUGACAACUCUGUUGAAGAUGUUCAACAUUGAGCACACCCGCAAGACGAUUGUCGGCAAUCCCUUCGUUCGCGGCGUCUCCGGUGGCGAGAGGAAGCGGGUGUCCAUUGCCGAAAUGCUGGUCAGCAACGCUUGCAUUCUGUCCUGGGACAACAGCACUCGCGGCUUGGAUGCUUCGACCGCCUUGGACUUCAUCAAGUCUCUCCGCGUGCAAACCGACCUGUACAAGACCAGCACCUUCGUCUCGCUGUACCAGGCAUCCGAGAACAUCUACAAGCUGUUCGACAAGGUCCUGGUCAUUGACGAAGGCAAACAAGUUUACUUUGGUCCUGCUUCCGAGGCCAGGGCGUACUUCGAGGGACUCGGCUUCCUCCCCCGGCCCCGGCAGACCACUCCCGACUACGUUACUGGCUGCACAGACGCGUAUGAGCGCGAGUAUCAGGAGGGCCGCUCCGCCGAAAAUGCGCCACACAGCCCCGCCACACUUGAAGCGGCCUUCAGGGAGUCGAAGUUCGCCAGGGCCCUGGACGAAGAGAUGGCUGAAUACAAGAAGAGGCUCCCAGAGGAGGCCGAACGGUACGAGGACUUCCGCAUCGCGGUCCGCGAGCAGAAGCGCCGUGGCGCUUCCAAGAAGGCUGCCUACUCGGUCGGGUUCCACCAGCAAGUAUGGGCGCUGAUGAAGCGACAAUUCCUGCUCAAGAAGCAAGACGUGCUCGCACUUGUCCUCUCUUGGGCGAGGAAUAUUAUCAUCGCCAUUGUCCUCGGAACCCUGUACUUGAACCUGGGUCAGACGUCCGCUAGCGCUUUCAGCAAAGGCGGGUUGCUCUUCAUCGCUCUCCUACACAACAUCUUCAGUUCCUUUUCCGAGCUGGCUGGCACCAUGACGGGACGCGCCGUGGUCAACAAGCACCGGGCGUACGCAUUCCACAGGCCCUCGGCCUUGUGGAUUGCGCAGAUCUUCGUGGACCAGAUCUUUUCCGCCGCCCAAGUCCUCGUCUUCUCACUCAUUGUCUACUUCAUGACGAAUCUGGCACGGAACGCUGGCGCCUUCUUUACCUUCUACCUGCUGCUUCUGUCGGCGAACUUGUGCAUGACUCUUUUCUUCCGCAUCUUGGGCUGCAUCUCGCCCGAUUUCGACUACGCUGUCAAGUUCGCGACAGUCGGCAUCACGUUGAUGAUCACCACUGCCGGCUACCUCAUCCAGUAUCAAUCCGAGAAGGUGUGGCUGCGAUGGAUUUACUACAUCAAUAUUGUCGGUCUCACUUUUAGCGCCUUGAUGGAAAACGAAUUCUCCCGUUCGAACAUGACCUGCACGGCGGAGUCCCUGAUCCCUGCAGGCCCGGGGUACACAGACAUCAACAAUCAGGUUUGCACUCUCGCGGGGUCGAAGCCGGGAAAUCUUGAGAUCAGCGGUUACGAUUACCUCGAGAAGGGGUUCUCCUACCAGCGCGGGCUCCUCUGGCGCGACUGGGGUAUUGUGGUAGCCAUCAUCGUCUUCUUCCUGAUCAUGAACAUCGUUGCUGGAGAGUUCGUCCGCCACGGCAUGGGCGGAAACCGGGCCAAGGUGUUCCAGAAGCCGAAUGCGGAACGGGAAAGGCUCAACGCCGAGCUGCUCCGCAAGAGGGAAGAGAAGCGCAGAGCUCGUGCGGAGGAGUCAGAGUCGUCAGACCUGAACAUCAAGUCGGAAAGCAUUCUCACAUGGGAGAACCUUUGCUACGACGUCCCUGUGCCCGGUGGCACUCGUCGCUUGCUAGACAAUGUAUUUGGUUACGUCAAGCCCGGUGAGCUUACCGCUCUGAUGGGCGCUUCGGGGGCAGGCAAGACGACUCUCCUGGACGUCCUUGCGGCGAGAAAGAACAUUGGCGUCAUCACAGGCGACAUCUUGGUCGACGGCGUCAAGCCAGGCAAGGAAUUCCAGCGCGGCACGUCCUACGCUGAGCAGCUCGACGUCCACGACCCUACGCAGACCAUCCGCGAGGCCCUCCGGUUCUCGGCUGACCUGCGCCAGCCGUACGAGACUCCGCGCGAGGAGAAGUACCGCUACGUCGAGGAGAUUAUCGCGCUUCUGGAGAUGGAGACCUUCGCCGACGCGGUGAUUGGCACUCCCGAGGCCGGUCUGACCGUCGAGCAGCGCAAGCGGGUUACGAUCGGCGUCGAGUUGGCCGCCAAGCCCGAGCUUCUCCUCUUCCUCGAUGAGCCGACGUCUGGCCUUGACAGCCAGAGCGCCUUCAACAUUGUCCGCUUUCUGAAGAAGCUCGCUGCCGCCGGCCAGGCCAUUCUCUGCACCAUCCACCAGCCCAACGCCGCUCUUUUUGAGAAUUUCGACCGGCUGCUGCUCCUCAAGUCUGGUGGGCGCUGCGUCUAUUUCGGCGAGAUCGGCAAGGACGCCUGCGUGCUGAGAGACUAUCUGAGCCGGCACGGGGCCACUGCGGGCGCUUCGGACAACGUUGCCGAGUUCAUGCUCGAAGCCAUCGGCGCCGGCAGUUCCCCCCGCAUCGGCAACCGCGAUUGGGCAGACAUCUGGGCCGAGAGCCCGGAGCUUGCCAACGUCAAGGAUACCAUUGCGCAGAUGAAGGAAGCCCGCAAGGCAGCCGGUGCGCAGCGCCGCCCCGAGCUCGAGAAGGAGUAUGCCUCGCCUUUCUGGCACCAGGUCAAGGUCGUUGUCCACCGUGCUAACCUGGCGCACUGGCGGACCCCCAACUACCUCUUCACCCGUCUGUUCAACCACUUCGUCAUUGCGCUGCUGACCGGCUUGACCUACCUCAAUCUGGACAACUCGAGGCAGUCGCUCCAGUAUAAGGUCUUCGUCAUGUUCCAGGUCACUGUGCUGCCCGCCUUGAUCAUCUCGCAGAUCGAGGUUAUGUACCACGUCAAGCGCGCGCUGUUCUUCCGGGAGCAGUCGUCCAAGAUGUACAGCUCCUUCGUGUUCGCGACGUCGCUGCUCGUCGCCGAGAUGCCGUACAGCGUCCUGUGCGCCGUCUCGUUCUUCCUCCCCCUCUACUACAUCCCCGGCCUGCAGCCCGAGCCGUCGCGGGCCGGAUACCAAUUCUUCAUCAUCCUCAUCACCGAGAUCUUCUCGGUCACGCUGGGGCAAGCGCUCUCGGCGUUGACGCCCUCGCUGUUCGUCUCGUCCCAGUUCGACCCCUUCAUCUUCGUCACCUUCUCCCUGUUCUGCGGCGUCACCAUCCCCGCCCCGCAGAUGCCGGCCGGCUACCGCACCUGGCUGUACCAGCUCAACCCGUUCACGCGCCUCAUCGGCGGCAUGGUGGUGACCGCGCUGCACGACGUGCCCGUGCAGUGCAGCCCGCCGGAGCUCAACGCGUUCCGGGCGCCGAGCAACACCACGUGCGGCGAGUACAUGCAGCCGUUCUUCGAGCGCGGCGGCGCCGGCUACCUCGUCAGCAACAACACGCAGGACUGCGAGUACUGCGCUUACAAGGUGGGCGACGAGUUCUACCAGCCGCUCGGCCUGAGCUUCGACAACCGCUGGCGGGACCUGGGCAUCUACAUUGCGUAUAUCGGGAGCAACUUGAUCAUCCUGUUCCUUGCGAGCCGAUUCCUGAACUACAACAAGCGGUGACCGACACCGAUCUGGCGCCACUCCAUGAUAGGGGGCGGAACAGCAACCAAACCCUUACCUUUAGGAUACGAUAGAUCUCCUUUGUCAUGCACUACUUACCUGCCUCCGCGCUCGGCGUUUUUGGUCGAUCAAGCGCAGCGACGUUUUAGACUGGGUUGGGUAACUCUAGACACUCAUUUCUUGUUUGCUAGUCUUAGUGCACUGUGAGUUGAGCCGUUGCCGGGCGUCUAAAAGCAGUUCUUGCAUUGCCCGGCUAGUAUAUACCUA